Molecule: messenger RNA, 7149 nt
Organism: Kwoniella mangroviensis CBS 8507
Lineage: Eukaryota; Fungi; Basidiomycota; Tremellomycetes; Tremellales; Cryptococcaceae
Exons: 7
Coding region: 1-7149 (2382 amino acids)
Biological process (GO): cAMP biosynthetic process; intracellular signal transduction
Molecular function (GO): protein binding; magnesium ion binding; adenylate cyclase activity
Source: RefSeq, a predicted model, not a curated record
AUGUCGACGAAUAAUGACAAUAAUCGUAUAUUACAUGAAUCACCUUCAUCAACCUAUUCAGCUCGACUGGGCUUGGGUCCACCCAUCCCCACAUCCUCAUCCAAAUAUGAAAAUAGUCAAAGUGAAGAUGUUGGAGUGUCUGAGAUACACGACUCGCCAGAAAAGAAGAGAAGAUACCUGGAGGAAGAGAACACCCCUUCUGCUGGAGCAGGACAGGGAGGUAAACUAGGGUCUAGUCCCACGGAAGGAAGGCAGGGCAAGAGAUAUUCACCUAGAGCCAAGAAUGGAAGUUCAAGUGCUAGGAUGGAAUCUUCCGAAAAAUCUGAAAAGAGAAGAUCGAGAGUCCUCAGAACGGAACAGAACGCCACUGGCUCUUCUACUUCACCUUCGGCUUCGCCUAAUAUAGGAAGUGAAACAAUCAUAUUAUCUGGCCCGACGCAAGGAGGGGAUGAUGAUGACUUUGAAGAUAUGGAAGAUGAUGAGGAUGAAGAUGGUAGAAGAGAUAGUAUAUUGGAUAAACCUAUCCCACCCAGAAAUCCUACAAAGGUAUCUCCGUUGGCCAAGAGAUUAGGGGAAGAACCACCUUUCAUGUUACCUCAUCCAUCUCGUAAUACGCAGACUUCCCAGACUUCCUUCCCCGGUGUCGUUAUCGGUUCGUUCGCAGGUGGAGGAGGAUCGACCAUGACAGGUUUCGAAGGUGGUAUGGAUGACAUACUCGAUCCUAUCGCCAAUGCUAAUUCCAAUAAUCAAGGGAGACAGGGAGGUACCGGCGCAAAUCCAUCUACCACGACUCAUACCCAGGCUGCACCCAAUAUAGCUCCAUGGUUGAUGGAUGAUAGUUCACCUUCUUCUGCUUCUUCCUCUACUACCGUCAUUCACCAACCACCGCUCGAGAUCGAACGUACACCAAGUACGAGAGGACCCGCGGCGACUCUGCGCGAGAAAGAAUCGUCUUCAAGAAAAGCUUCAGGCGUAUUAAAUCAUUUCUCAUCAGUACCUUCUUUACCUAAAAUAAGAAGACAACCCACAACCGAUACUUUGAUUCAAAGUGAACUUGGACCAUCGUCAAGAAACACCUCACAUAGUUCCAUGACCACUCAGAUACUUCAGAGUUCAGGUCAACAAACACCUUUAGCUUCUUCAAGUAGUAGUAUCAUCGAGGGAGGAUCGAGGCAAAGAAACAAUUCGAAUGAUAGUUUACAGACACUUUCGGGGAAUCAGAGAUUGGCAAGGGAUAAUUCUCCUAAAUUCGAUACGACGACAAACCAAUCUUCUUCUUCUCAUUCGAACAAAUCUCAUGGCACGAGUAGAGUGGGAAGGUUUGGAAGUACAGCUAGCUCAACGAGUGGAUCAGGAGGGACAGGAAAUGAAAAGAAAAAGGGAUUCUUGGGUGGAUUACUGAAAAGAAGGACCGGUCCCAGUAUAUCUCUCGGCUCCGUACCCGACUUCCAACCUCCUGAGGCUCCCAAUCGCGGAUCUACCGGUUCGACAAGCUCCAAAGUCUCCAAUUCACCUUCUAUCGGUUCUAUGAUCAGUUCGACUUACGGAGGGCUAUCGCCAGGUGAUCGAAUGACCUCAGAUUCCUACGGACGCAAUUACCGCCAAGGCUCAAAUUAUAUAUCUGAAGGUGCAAUCUCACCCUUACAAGAAAUCGCGGAAACACCUUUCCAUCUCGAUAUGAACCUUGACGAUAUGGAAGGUAUUGUUGAUCCUACUAAAUCAGGGGUACAGCCAACUUUCGCUCGACCUCCACCUGCUACCCAUAAUUCCGGUACGACCGCUACGACUGAAUCCACCGCUGGGUCUAUGUCAGUGGAAGAUGCUCUGGCUCAGACUAGUAGUUUCGCUACUACCGUCAGCGGAGGUGAAUCGAGUGGAUCCGGAGGCUCGUCAGGUCAACUCCCAGCAACGGGCAGAAAUCUGGUUGGUGAAGCUGAAAGAGUAUCCGGACCAUUUGUAAGAAAUCCCUUCUCGACCGGAAGCUCAGUCGGUUCUUUAGACAACACCGCCAAGCCCAGUACACCGCCUUCUCCUCACACACUCUCUCCCAGACACGCCUUACCACCUACGACUCAACCCAGGAGGCCCUCUCAGCUGCGUAAUGUGAAGAUGGGAUCGAUCGAUUCCGAGAAUAGCGAGCCUGCUGAAGGUGCAACAUGGCAACAUCCCAUUGCACCUUCAUGGGCUGCUACUGGCCAAUCCAGUCAAACUGUAUUCAACGAUCCAUUCGGUUCGGCAAAAUCCCUGCCACCUAUAUUUGACGACAAUCUCGCUGAAGCCAUUCCAGAAUCGCGUACACCGUCUGAAAGCACCAUUCCUGAUUUGACAUCCUCGAUCUCAGCUUUACCAUCUCACAUGGGUGGCGGUGCUGCCUCUGCGGCUGCAUGGGCCGCACCGGAGUCAUGGGGCGUAGAAGGUGAUGAAGAGGAAUCGGAUGAAUCCAGUUCGUCCGAUGAAGGAGUCGAUGAGCAAUGGGAAGGAGAUACUUCCAACGUCACCGCUAUUGCAAACGGCAGACAAUCAGUUGGGGUGGAAAGUCUCCGAAGUCCCAGUACAGCAUCGAGUGCACCCAAAUCACCAGGUAUGUCACCUACGGGUACCAAGAAACCUCCUCCAUUCGGAUUCAAAUCUACUCAACCGGGGUCCAAGACCAGAAGUUCGAGUGGUAGACCUAGCACUGGUCAGGGUGGGAAAAGGGGCAAAACUGCUAGUGGACGGCCUUCAACCGCAGCGAAGUCGAAAGACGGUAGACCCGGCACGAGUGGAAGUGUACAUGGUGCUGCUGCAGUGCAUUGGAUACGGAUAUACCGUUCAGACGGUUCAUACACGCUACAUCAGUUACCUAUCAAUACCACUACCGCAGAAUUCAUCAGCAUCUUAUCCGGUCAAAACGAUGCUCCCCCAGGUAAGAAGAUCACGACUAGUAUGAAGUUGUAUCUACGUGAGAGAGGUCAAGACCGACUACUGCUUCCGUCUGAGAAACCAAUUGCUAUCCAGCAUCGACGACUGUUGCAAGCUGGUUAUACCGAAGCUGAACACCCUGAAGAGAUCGGUAAAGACGAUAUGGCCAUUCUUUGUCGAUUCAUCUACCAGACGCCAGCUUUACCCAUCAUGAACCCCGAAGAAGAGAGUUCAUACGAUUCUUUCGAGUUCAUCGAUGUCGCCAGACGAGAUUUACAAACCAUCCCUAUCUUCUUGCAUCUCCACGCACAUAAUAUCAUCAUCCUCAACGUAUCGGCAAAUCCAAUGACGGAUAUACCGUUAGAUUUCAUCCAGGCAUGUACAGGUCUGAAAGAAUUGAGGAUGUCCAAUAUGGCCUUGAAGAGAGUACCCAACAGUAUACGAGCUAGUGCGACUUUAGCACGACUGGACGUCUCUUGUAAUCGAAUUGCCGAUCUUGAGUCCGUACCUCUAAACGAAGUCGAAACGCUGGUAUCACUCAAGGUACAGAACAAUAAACUUACCUCGAUGCCCAGCUAUUUCGCUCAAAUGAAAGCUCUGAAAUACUUGAAUAUCUCCAAUAACAAAUUCGAAACUUUCCCCUCAGUAGUCUGUGAAAUGUCGAACUUGGUCGACCUGGAUGUCUCAUUCAACAACAUCACUGAACUGCCAUCGAAGAUGUCCGAUUUGAAAUCGCUAGAACGACUGGCACUUUUCAGUAACGAGUUGACCAGCUUUCCACCUUCUUUCAGUACCCUGCUCAAUUUGAGGAUAUUAGACGUACGACGGAACAAGCUCACUGAUCUCACAGCGGUGUAUGCUCUACCAAAUUUGGCCACCCUCCAAGCUGAUUAUAACAACAUCGUCACUCUUGAUGCUCAGAUCGGUGCAAAUGUCCGUCAAUUCAGUGUACCACACAACUCGAUUACCCGAUUCACGCUUGCUCCUCAGCCCAAUAUGGCUAUGGUCACUUACAAUCUUACCAAUCUCGAUUUGUCCCAUGGUAAAAUAUCUACGCUUGCCGAUGAGGCUUUUAGUGGAUUGAUCAAUCUUGUCAAGCUGAAUUUGAAUUUCAACCAAUUCACCCGACUUCCAACGACACUUGAUCGACUCAAGAACCUGGAGAUUUUCACAUGUACCGAUAACAUGUUAAGUGAUCUUCCAUUAGGUUUAGGUAAACUACAGAAACUUCGAGUACUCAAUUUACACAAUAACAACUUGAAGAAUCUCCGGUCGGAACUGUGGGCCUGUGGAUCUUUAGAGACUCUCAAUUGCAGUUCCAACUUGUUGGAAGGUUUCGAACCUUUCCCUGAAGAUUGGGAAACAGCCUCAGGACUCCCCCGGUCUGAAUUGACCGAUCAUUACAAUGGGUCACCGCCGAUCACCACCAGUGGUCGACAUCUGUACCUGGGUGAUAAUAGGAUAACAGAUGAGAUUUUCCAUUAUGUCGCUCAUUUACCUCUCAUCAGGACUGUCAAUCUCAGUUUCAACGAUAUCUAUGAGAUACCUCCGGACACUAUUGGGCAUUGUAGUAAAUUAGAACAUCUAUACCUCAGUGGAAACAAAUUAACGAGUCUCCCCGCGGAAGAUUUAGAGAAACUGGUCAACCUUAAGACAUUACAUCUUAAUGGUAACAAAUUACAAACUUUGCCUUCGGAGCUGGGGGCAAUCAAGACUUUGCAACAUCUCGAUGUGGGAAGUAACGUGUUGAAGUAUAAUAUAGCCAAUUGGCCUUAUGAUUGGAAUUGGAAUUGGAAUACCGCGUUGAGAUAUCUCAAUUUGUCGGGAAACAAACGACUGGAAAUCAAACCUACUUCAGCUCAAGAGAUGAACCAUGCUUCCAGUUUCCGAAAAGAGUUAUCCGACUUUACUGCGCUCACUCAGCUUCGAGUUCUUGGUCUGAUGGAUGUCACUCUGCGUAUCCCAUCUUUACCGGAUGAAAGUGAACAAAAACGUGUUCGGACCUCUUUCUCCGAUAUCAACAAUAUGGCAUAUGGUAUCUCGGAUAUGCUAGGUCACAACGAACAUUUGGGAAUGUUCGAUCUUGUGGUACCCAAUUUCAGAGGUAAAGAUGAUGAAUGUCUAUUUGGAAUGUUCGGUCGUGACGCCCCAACGUUCAACGCUGGGAAAAUCCCAAAACUACUUCAAGAGUUAUUCGCCGCUCAACUAGUCCAUCAUUUAGGUAAACUUGGGAAAGAUGAAGAUUUGGGUGAUGCCCUGAGAAGAACUUUCUUAAAUGUAAAUAGGGCAUUGUUCGAAGGUUGUUUCACACCUGGUACGACCCGUAAGGGAUCUGCUCAAAGCAUGGCCAGUAUCGACGAUAUGUUCCGUGGAUGGGCGCCUGCGGUCGGAUCAAUCUACCGUACUGGAUCGUCAGGGGCGGUCGUCUAUCUAUCAGGUAAAACGCUGCAUGUGGGAAAUGUCGGUGAUAUCCUGGUAGUCGUGUCGAGAAAGGGAGAAGCCGAAUUGUUAUCUAAGAAACAUGAUCCUACCGACCGAGAGGAAACGGCUCGUAUCCGACGUGCUGAAGCUUGGGUAUCGACAAAGGGAUUCGUCAACGAUGAUAAAGAUAUAGAUAUAUCACGAGCAUUUGGUUAUUAUCAUAAUUUCCCAGCAGUCAAUACAUCACCUGAAAUUAGGACUCGACCAUUAACGGAACAAGAUGAAUUUGUCAUCAUAGGUAAUAAUGCCCUAUGGUCUAGAUGCUCUUAUCAGACCGCUGUGGAUAUUGCCCGAACGGAGAAACAUGAUCCUAUGAUGGCCGCUCAGAAAUUGAGGGAUUUCGCGAUUUCCUAUGGAGCCGAUGGAAGUGUUAUGGUGAUGGUUGUUAAUAUAUCUGAUUUAUUCUUUGGUCAGAGUGGACACAGACCCCGAGGUGUACCUGGAUCGAACGUACCUUCCGGAGUUACCGAUUCGACCACUGGAGAAAUUGAUAGUACAACUGCUACUACCUCGACUAACACUGCAUUAGCUAAGAGACCUAUGACUAGACGAAGAGAAGAAGUUGGAGAUAGGACUUUGAAUAGAUUACAAAGAGAAAUCGAACCGCCAACAGGACAGAUAGCUAUUGUUUUCACGGAUAUAGUCAACUCGACUCAUCUCUGGGAGACCAACCCUGGUAUGCCCACGUCAAUUAAGAUUCACCAUAAUUUCAUGAGAAGACAAUUAAGAUUGGAUGGUGGAUACGAAGUGAAAACUGAAGGAGAUUCAUUCAUGGUUUCUUUCCAGUCCGUUACUGCGGCUUUACUCUGGUGCUUCAAUUGUCAAAUCGGUUUAUUAUCUCAAGAAUGGCCAAGAGAAUUGUUAGAAGCUCAAGAUGGGAAAGUAGUCUAUGAUUCACAAGGGUCUUUGAUCCAACGAGGACUUAGAGUGAGGAUGGGUGUACAUUGGGGAUCACCCGAGUGCGAACGUGAUCCGAUAACCCGACGAAUGGAUUAUUAUGGACCGAUGGUCAAUCGAGCUGCUAGGAUCAAUGCUUCUGCUGAUGGAGGUCAAUUGAUGGCUUCUGGAGAUGUGAUCAAUGAGAUCACUUCUGUCAGAGAGUAUUUGGAGACCAACGACGAAGAAGCUCUGAAUGAACUUCAAGGUGAUAUCAAGAGGGAGAUAUUGGAGUUGAGAAGGAUUGGAUUGGAUAUCAAAGAUAUGGGUGAAAGGAAAUUGAAGGGUUUGGAAGUUCCCGAAAAAUUACAUCUACUCUACCCCAAGACAUUAUCAGGUAGAUUGGAAAUGUCAAACGACCUUCGAGCGGAAGUAGAAGUGAAUGACGCACGUAAGAGGAUGAUCGAUCUUGAACAAGUCAAAGAAUUUUCUUUGAUCACUUUGAGAUUGGAAGCUUUAUGCAGUCUCGGAUCUACUUCCAUCUCCUCUUUAUCACCUGGAUCCGCCAAUUCGGAUAUUUCCUCGCUAUCUCCUCCUGGAUCACCUCACGAAGGCCAAAAAGAAAUCACUGGUACGAAGAAAGGUACUGUGGCUUUACCAACACCGAAUUUGAAUUUGGGUCCAACGAUAAGAGAAGAUAUGAAUGAUGAAGAGUUGAUGGUGAUCAUUGAGAGUCUGACUGGUAGAUGUGAGAAUGCUUUAUCUACUUUGUACCUUAAGCAGGUCGGCGGAUUUUCAACUGUCAUGAGUGCUUUGGAGAAAGCCACUAGGAUAGAUUCGAAACUGAUUACUCAUGCGCUGUCAUUGAUGAAUGGUGCGUUUGGAGGUUGA